AGAAACGUAUGACAGGACAUUACUGUGCUCUCACCAAGUGAACCUCUGCCAAGAACGACAGGGGAAGACCAGGGACUGCAGCUUUCCUCAGUGAGGUCCUGGGCAAGGAGCUGCUGGACCCGUCUAUCUCUUCUCUGAUGUUUGUGCCAGAGGAAGUGGUCGUAGUGCUGCAGCCAUAGCUGAAGACUAUCAUGAAGGCCAGAGCUUGUACAAGAAGGGAGUUCAGUGUCAUCUUCCUCUUUCUGGCUGUGGCUGCCUUAAUCUUUGGGCUACGUAACAUGGAGGUCCUGGAGCAGUUUCAGCAUAAAAUACACUCCACCACCAACGUCACGAACAUUUCCACUGACCCAGAUGUGAAUCACAGCUUCUGCACCUUCCAGCCACUCUCCGGUGAGGACGCUCUGGAGGAACGCCUCCUACUAGACUCCAUUGCUUGGCCUGAAACUCCACUUUUGCCAGCUCCUGUUUCCCUGGAGCAGACCAGUGAUCCAGCUCACAGCACCUUCACCAUUCUCCCAAGGAGGGGAGGAGGACAGUGGCAUGUAGGGGAUCAGCUAGAGGUCAUGAUAACAAUGUCUGACUUCCAUGGUCGUCCCAAGAAGUAUGGGGGGGACUUCUUACUUGCCCGACUCCACAACCUGAAGCUUGUUGCAGGUGUAGCUGGGCAAGUGGUGGAUCAUCUCAAUGGGAGCUACUCUGCUGUGUUCUCUUUACCCUGGGAAGGAGACGCGCAGGUUAAGGUGAUGCUGGUUCACCCUAAUGAGGCUAUCACAGUGCUGAACAGGAUAAACAGAGAACAGCCCGAUAGGGUUUUCUUCAAGAGCCUCUUCCGCUCAGGCUCACUCUCUGAAACUACCAUCUGUGACAUCUGCCUACGUCCAACCCAGCAGCCGCUGUGCAACUUCACUGACCGUCUUACAGGCAACCCUUGGUUCUGCUACAAGCCAAAGAACCUGAGCUGUAAUGCCAGGAUCAACCACUUCACAGGAGGAGUCAACUACAUAAUUAAGGGAAAUGAGACGAAGCUCUUUCAAAGUCGUGUCAACUUGAGAGUUGAAAUUCGGGCUUCAGGACCUCCCAGUGUCACUGUGUUGCCAAAAAAGAAAGAUCAACCACAGUUGAAAAGCAGCAUUGUGACAUCUGGACCCUCUGGCUAUUACUACCAGGGUGCAUGGCGAUCAUUAAAUGGCCCCACAGUUCGCCAAUUCAACAUCUCUGACAUCAGUCCGUGUCUGAAAGGCAAGGUGGUCCACAUGUUUGGAGACUCCACUGUCAGGCAGUUUUUUGAAUAUCUCAACGCAGUACUACCAGAUCUUAAGGAGUUUGACCUGCACAGCCCGAAGAGAGCUGGACCUUAC
Messenger RNA from Epinephelus moara (kelp grouper), 1358 nucleotides. RefSeq names its product NXPE family member 3-like. The record is from RefSeq and is a predicted model, not a curated record. The transcript is spliced from 8 exons. Lineage: Eukaryota; Metazoa; Chordata; Actinopteri; Perciformes; Serranidae. The annotation marks the transcript as partial.